This is a messenger RNA of Exserohilum turcica Et28A, 2229 nucleotides long. RefSeq lists its product as uncharacterized. Gene Ontology annotation, biological process: regulation of DNA-templated transcription; DNA-templated transcription. NCBI's taxonomy places the organism in Eukaryota, Fungi, Ascomycota, Dothideomycetes, Pleosporales, Pleosporaceae. The record is from RefSeq and is a predicted model, not a curated record. The coding region runs from base 1 to 2229 and encodes 742 amino acids. The transcript has 4 exons. Gene Ontology annotation, molecular function: zinc ion binding; DNA binding; DNA-binding transcription factor activity, RNA polymerase II-specific.
AUGAGCACAGCUGACCCGGGCAGCCAUGCAGCUGAGACGGGCCGGCCACGCAAACGGGCAGCCGAGGCCUGCACCUUCUGCCGUCGGAGAAAGAUCAAGUGCAGUGCCGAGAAGCCUACGUGUGCGAGUUGCAAGACGCAUGGAGCGACGUGCCAUUAUGAGCCCAUAGACGAUGCCCACCAGGCAUCGAGUCGUCCCCGCAAGGCGCCCCGGCGGGAACGAGCGUCUGAGUCGGCCGCGCCCCCAGCAACGUCGACUCCAGCUGCUGCAUCAACAACAACAUCGCCAGCCCAGCCGAGUUCCUCGACUCCUCAGAGCGUCUCGCGCAUCGUCGUCGCUGCCAAUGGCUCCUCCAGCUACCAUGGCCGCACGAGCGCUUUGUUCGACGAGGGUCCCCAUGAUCGCCCUGCGACUGAGGCUCGGCCGCAGAUGUCUGAUGAGUGGAUUGAAAGAGGUCUUGUAGCUGAGGCUGCGCGCCAGCGCCAGCUCGAGACAGUAAACUUCCGCCUUGGAAAGCUCGACUUUGAUGGCGUUGAGCCCGAGUUGGGCAUGCAUCUGCUGUCGUUGCAUUGGAACCGACAGCACCACUCCUUUCUGACCACCUAUCGUCCCGCCUUCAUGCGCGAUAUGGCCUGUGGCGGUCCCUACUUCUCCAAGCUCCUGCUCAAUGCCAUUUAUUUUGGUGCAUCCAAGUUCAGCCCACGCCACGAAGUCCGUCGAGUAGCCGACGACGUGCGCACUGCUGGCUGGCAGUUUCGCGAAAGAGUACGCGAGCUGCUUGGAGGCUCUCUUGACAGAAGCGAAAUCACAACGAUACAAGCAUUGCUCGUCAUGACGAAUUCGCUCUUCGCCCUAGGUGACGAACGCAGUGCUGCCUGGCUGUAUGCUGGCCUGGCCUUUCGCAUGAUUGUCGAUCUGGGUAUCCAUGUAGACACACCUGAGCUGGCAGGGAGCCGUAGAUUGUCUGAUGAAGACUACGAAAUCCGGAGACGCGUCUUCUGGGCUGCCUUUGUCGUUGACAAGAUCCAAAGUCUCUACCAGGGUCGGCCCGUCAGUAUCAAAGAGUCAGACACUCUUGUCCCCAUCAAAUUCCAAGACACAUUUGAAGAACUUGAGCAUUGGACCCCUUUUGCGUACUCGACGCAGUCAGACGCGGCUUAUUUGGGCUCUCCAGCCUACAGCGUUUCUACUUUUCGACAUCUCUGCCAACUCUCGGUCAUCCUAGGCGACAUCCUUAGCACAAUCUACACUGAACGAAGCUUCGACUCCAGCCCUGCGGAGCUGUCGUCCAAGCUAGAAAGCAUUCAUCUAAAGAUGACGACAUGGCGGAAAAACUUACCUGAGCAUCUUGCUGCCGAUGCACAGAAGGCUUCCGUGACGCCACCGCCACACGUGCUUAGUUUGCAUGCUCUUUACAAUGUUCUUACAAUACUUCUGCAUCGCCCAUUUGUUGCCGACGGCCACCUCUACAAUACUUCACGUGCCAUCUCUGUAAACUCCUUCAUGUCAUGCGCAACAGCCGCGGAUGACAUAGUAAAGCUCUUACGAGCAUACGAUAAAGCGUUUAGUGUGCGACGGGCGCCAUAUCUCAUCUCGUAUGCAACUUAUGUUGCUGCAACCAUUCACGCUCGCAUUGCCGCCAGACGCGGUCCAGGCUCACAUGCCCACAGGAGCCUGGAGACUUGCCUAGCCGUAUUCCGCGAAAACCAAGAAACGAAUUGGGCUGUCCGACGCGCCAAUGCAAUUGUUCAAAACGUGAUGAAGCGACUGGGGGUUGCAUCGCUGAACCCUGGCGAUGCUCAAAUUGACAGAGACGUUGGCGAUCGCAGUCACACCAGCACUCCCAAUGCAACAACCGGCAGCGCAAUGGGCCGUGAAGCCAGUCUGCAAAGCCUCGACAUUGAUGGUAUCAUACAAAGCUUCGUUCGUGAGCGAGAACAGGAAACAUUCCAUUCAGCGCAAACGGGCCCAACUGGGAACGCGGCUGUAUCCAAUGCACAUGGGCAUGUGCAGUCGCAGUGGCAAUAUGCAACCACGGAGAUACCGUCGGCCACAUCGCAUGCUGGACAGCAAGAUGCCAGCAGUAUUCCUUACGACAGCAAUGGCACGUGGAUAUUUCAAGGCCAGCAGCAGAUAUUCGAUGAGAACCUCGUGACUGUAGACGAUCUACUCUAUGGCUUCAAUGGUUCAGAGCUAGAUAAGUUCCCGAUGUUGGAUUGGGAUGUAUGA